Hemiscyllium ocellatum (epaulette shark) is the source of this 4446-nucleotide messenger RNA. RefSeq names its product oxysterol binding protein-like 8 (gene osbpl8). NCBI's taxonomy places the organism in Eukaryota, Metazoa, Chordata, Chondrichthyes, Orectolobiformes, Hemiscylliidae. Gene Ontology annotation, cellular component: intracellular membrane-bounded organelle; membrane; cytosol. Bases 169 to 3168 code for a protein of 999 amino acids. Gene Ontology annotation, molecular function: cholesterol binding. The record is from RefSeq and is a predicted model, not a curated record. The transcript is spliced from 27 exons.
AUGGAUAGUGAGAGAUUGAGCGAUUGUAGGCGGAGUGCAAGGUUAGGCGAAAGCAAUUGUUGAAGGAGUAAUGGAGCAGAGCUCGAGCCGGACUGGAGCGGUCAUGGAGUGAGGGAGAAGUGAAGGAGGAGCUGAGGAGGCACCCAACGCAUAUUAGGAGACAGUUCCAUGGAUGCUGGGCAUUCUACAGUUGUUCGCCCAAGUGGCCAUUCAUCCUGUGUGAGCCUAGAUGGCAAUCAGGGUCACAGGCUGGGAAAACAUCAUCAGGAUGAUGCAAGAGGAUCACCAUGCACAAUGGAAGCAGUUGGAGCAGAAGGAGAGAAUGAAAAAACCUUGAUAAGGCUAAAAAAACAAGUGGCAGACUUCCAACACAAUUUUCAAAAUGCUGAGCACCAUGGAGAAAUCAGAGACUUGCAAGGAUUAACAAUCACAAGUAAUGAUGAACCACAGCCAGUGACUCCAGGAAAAAUGAGUCUGCGCCAGGGUAGAGAAACAUUACAUCCUCAAACUAAAGAAAUAGUCCAUUCAUCGCUCAGUCCUGGAACUGGCAGCAAUCACGGUUUGGACAAAGGUAGAGAUGAUGUGUCUCUCUCAAAGGAUGAUGCUACACACACAAUAUCAAAAAGCAAGUCAGAAUCUAAGCUUUACAAUGGAACAGAAAAAGAUCUUGUCUCACCUGGGAGUAAACUCACAAAAAAAGAAUCUCUUAAGGUUCAAAAGAAAAAUUACAGAGAAGAGAAAAAAAGAGCCACAAAGGAGUUGCUCAGCAGUAUUACUGAUCCCUCUGUAAUAGUGAUGGCAGACUGGCUGAAGAUUCGUGGAACUUUAAAAAGUUGGACAAAGUUAUGGUGUGUGCUGAAGCCUGGAGUGUUGUUGAUCUACAAAACCCCAAAGAAUGGUCAGUGGGUGGGAACAGUGCUUCUGAAUGCUUGUGAACUCAUUGAGCGACCAUCAAAGAAGGACGGCUUUUGUUUCAAAGUUUUUCACCCUUUGGAGCAGUCAAUCUGGGCUGUAAAGGGUCCUAAAGGUGAAACCGUUGGGUCCAUAACUCAGCCACUACCCAGUAGUUACCUGAUAUUUCGAGCUGCUUCAGAAUCUGAUGGAAGAUGUUGGAUGGAUGCUUUGGAACUUGCACUGAAGUGUUCAAGUCUCCUUAAGCGAACCAUGAUUAGAGAAGGCAAAGAAUCUGAUCCAUACACCUCAGAAAACUGCCACGUGGCGCUUUUUGGUCUACUGCGAGCAAAUGCUCUCCAAACUCCAGAACAUGACCAGUUGAAUGAAAGUGAAAUAGAACAGCAGCACUUCAGAGACCAUGACCUUUACUCAGAUAAAUCAGAUCGUGAGAAUGAUCCUGACCAUGAGGAAUCAGAUAAUGAUGCACUAGAAAAAAGUGGAAAAAGUGAGGAAAGUGACUCUGAUAUAUCAGAAAGACAUGAUGACCUGCACAGUGAUCUGCAACCUGUGGAUACAGUUGAGGAAACAAGUUACGUAGAAGAAAACCAUGAAGAGUUGGGAGAGACAGGUGAAGAUUCUCAGACAGAAGUCGUAUCUGAAGAAAACAAAAGUCUGAUAUGGACUCUACUGAAACAAGUUCGGCCAGGAAUGGACCUCUCCAAAGUAGUGCUCCCUACAUUUAUCCUGGAGCCGAGGUCGUUCCUAGACAAGUUAUCAGACUACUACUAUCAUGCAGAUUUUCUAUCACAAGCUGCAGCAGAGGAAAAUCCAUACAGUCGCUUGAAGAAAGUGACAAGAUGGUAUUUGUCUGGCUUCUACAAAAAACCAAAGGGUUUGAAAAAACCAUACAAUCCAAUUAUUGGUGAAACGUUCCGGUGUAAGUGGAUUCACCCGAAAGCAAACAGCAGGACGUUUUACAUUGCGGAACAGGUGUCUCAUCAUCCUCCUGUGUCUGCAUUCUAUGUCAGUAAUAGAAAAGAUGGGUUUUGCAUCACUGGCAGCAUCUUGGCCAAAUCAAAGUUUUAUGGUAAUUCAUUAUCUGCCAUAUUGGAUGGUGAAGCAAGACUUUCUUUCCUCAACCGAGGGGAAGACUAUGUGAUGAGUAUGCCCUACGCUCAUUGUAAAGGAAUUGUUUAUGGUCCAAUGACUCUUGAACUUGGAGGCCAUGUUAAUAUCACCUGUGAGAAAACUGGCUACAGUGCAAUUAUCGAAUUCAAAUUGAAGCCAUUUUUAGGCAACAGCAACAAUGUUAAUCAGAUAUUUGGAAAACUCAAGUUGGGAUCAGAGGUUUUGGCGACUCUGGAAGGACACUGGGAUGGUGAAGUAAUAAUCAAUGACAAAAAGACUGGUGUAUCAGAAACAUUCUGGAACCCCACAUCUGAAAUCCGACAGCAGAGACUAACCAGGUGCACUGUGCUCUUUGAUGAGCAGGAAGACAUGGAGUCAGCAAAACUGUGGCGACAUGUAACACAUGCAAUACACAACAAGGACCAAAAUGAAGCUACAAAUGAAAAGUUUGUCCUGGAAGAAACUCAACGUAAAGCUGCCAAACAGCGGAAAGCAAAGGGAGAGGAAUGGGUUCCUCGCUUGUUUGAACAAGAACUAGUGACUGGAGAGUGGCAGUACAAAUACGCAGACACCCGGCCCUGGGACCCACUCAAUGACCUCGUUCAGUUUGAAAAAGAAGGUGUCAUCCAGUCCAAAGUUUGGCACCGAACUCCAAUGGUACGUUCUGCCAGUAUAAUUAGUCUCAGUAACCAAGGGGGAAGGAAAGACAAUUACAAGCGUCAGGUCUCUGCACCAAAACGUACCCGGAAUAAGCAAAGUGGGCAGCAGAGUCCUGAAAGUGGAUGUUCCAGUCCAGAACUAGAUCAGCAGGACUCAUCAGAAAGUGAAAGAAUAGUGCCAGAAGACUGGACGAUAGCAAAUGUUGUCCCCUUGUUCAAGAAGGGGAGUAGAGACAACCCUGAACAAAAGUCAGCGAAACACAGCACCAGAUUGAGGAAGAAGGCAAAUGAUCUUACUGAAAUUCUGAGUGCCAUAGAUUCAAUAAAGCGUGCACAGGAGGAGAUCAACAGAAGUUUGACAGCUCUGAGGACUCGAACAGUGGCAAACCAGUCUAAUGCAAAUCACUCCCUCUUGCAGCACAGAGACUAUGCGGUUAUUAUCUUCCUUAUCCUGCUUCAAAUUAUUAUUAACUCCAUAUUCAAUUAACCAUGACCAGAAUCAAACACAGCCAUAUUUCAGAGCAACCUGGAUCGGUUAUUUUAAGGUUUGUUCUUCAUUAUAUGUGGAUCACUAACUAUAAGGGUGCCAGGCAUUAUGUUGGACUAAAUGUGCUUCUAAUUUGAUGACAAAAUUCUUCAAAACAUUUUCAUUGCGUGUAUGAUAUUAUGUAUAUUUAAUUAUCUUGAGUCAAAUGCAAUGCUUUAAAACAAAUUCUCCAUGCUCGUUGAUGCUCCAUAUAUAACUGGCUAGAUACAAGGAUCAAUUUUUACAACUGUAGUUAAGCCAGUUUUAGCAGAAGCCAUAAACUAAAUAAUGUGCAAAUGUUAGAAUGCCACUAACUGCAAAAAUACUCGUCCAAUAUACAGAAGUGCUUUUUGAAUAAUUUCUGAAUGCUGUUUUGAGAAUUCCCUGUUAACUAGUGCUUAGUUUAUGAGUGUUACAGUACCUUAACAGAGACAAGUGAGCUUAGCAUACAUGUUUAGUUUGGAGUGUAAAAUACUUUUUAGCAAGGUCAAAAGUAUACUUGUAUUUAAAAGGUCAAAAUGUAUUCUUUUGUGACAGGAUGUUGAAGAAUGUAAAGCAGUGCCUUCUUGAUGAUUUCACACUGGGGUGUGUUCAGUAUAUAACAAACAUGAUGGGGCUGUGCCAUAGGGGAAAAUGCCUUAUAACAUUCCAAAUGUGGAGUUUUGUCUUUAAGUUUAUUUUGAUGUCUCAAGUUGUCAUGACCAAACACUGCCAUUAAAACCUGUAUGGUAGCUUGUAAAGAUAGAUUUUAUUCUGGUCAUUUACAGUAAAAUUAAUCUGAACAUAUCUUUAACAAGUUGAGUUUAUUCCUGACUUUGCGUCAAUUAUUCCUGUUUUGUGCACGUUUGGUUAUGUGUAACUUUUUUUGUCUGUCCCAACCUGUAAAAAUAACAGGAUUGCAUUGUAAUUGCUAUUCUGGGUGUAUUAUACUAAGGUUAUUUCUGUAAAACUAGAAAGUGUUUAAACCAGCAUCUUUCGAAAUGUUAUUGUUGCAUCAACCUAUGGUGACUGUUUAAAACAAACUGAUUAUGCUCUAAAGGACCAGUGUUGUACUUUUUAUGAACUAAAAGAAGUUGGACAUGUGUGAUUGGAGAAAACCAUUGGAGGGAUCAUGUGAAUGUUUUAUCAAUUAUACCUAUGUAUUUAUUCAUAAAACAAUCUUUUGUUAACUAAGAUUUAUCAAAAUUCUUUGUUUCCAUAAAUUCCGUAUUUUCACAAGGUUCACUUAACCAAUAAAAU